Haliotis rufescens (red abalone) is the source of this 552-nucleotide messenger RNA. RefSeq lists its product as uncharacterized. Bases 5 to 508 code for a protein of 167 amino acids. The record is from RefSeq and is a predicted model, not a curated record. The transcript has 3 exons. NCBI's taxonomy places the organism in Eukaryota, Metazoa, Mollusca, Gastropoda, Lepetellida, Haliotidae.
GGUAAUGAAUUCUGUCUGCCUCCCCUAUAUAAGCCACGGAGAGCUUGGGAAGAUGCAUUCGGUCUUUCACUGUCCAACUGAAGUAUACAGAUAUCCAGAAAAUGAAGGUUGCCAUUAUUAUCCUGGUUGCUGUGCUGCUGUGCGGAGCUGCGCAUGCGAGUCCUCGUUUCUUUGGUGGGAGGCGCUCCAGGGUGCGAGGCGGCUUUCCCGGCGGCUUUCCCGGCGGCUUUCCCGGCGGAUUUCCCGGCGGAUUUCCCGGCGGCUUUCCCGGCGGCUUCCGCGGCGGCUUCCGCGGUGGAUUCAGUGGAUUCGGUGGAUUCCCCAGAGGCCACUACGGCGACUUUGGCGACUUUGGUGGUUAUGGCGAUUAUUACGACAUCUACGAUCAUCCAGGCACAGUCGCAGGCAGAGCCGCAAGCAGAGCAGUCGCCGUGCCCACAACAGUCGUAAAGGGAACUUACUAGAAGACAUAAUUAGAGGUCUCAGCAACAGAAGAACGAUUUUGUGAGAUUUGGACAUGAAUGCCUUUUAGUAAAAAAAUAUCAGUUAUAA